This is a messenger RNA of Pisolithus orientalis, 1936 nucleotides long. RefSeq lists its product as uncharacterized. Bases 51 to 1838 code for a protein of 595 amino acids. NCBI's taxonomy places the organism in Eukaryota, Fungi, Basidiomycota, Agaricomycetes, Boletales, Pisolithaceae. The transcript has 3 exons. The record is from RefSeq and is a predicted model, not a curated record.
GGUGGGGUGAUGGAGGGGGAGGUAAGUGGGAUACUGGGGGCGACUGGAAGAUGGGUGAUUCAUCUGGCGGGGAUGCGGUCAAGCAGUCAUCUGGCAGCCCACCUAGGCAGGGAUGGGCAGAUACGGUUGGGUGGGACGCAGCCAAAAGCAGUAAACCUGGCGAGAGCGGGGACUCCUCGACAGCUUGGUGGAACUCCACAGACACGGGUGGUUGGGGCAAGCCUGGCCCCACCACUACCAAAAUCAAGUCUAACGAAAGUGAAGGUGACCGACCUCCGAAGCAAGAUGUCACUUCUACCAGAGCCAACGAGGCUCCUGUGUUCCAUGGUACUAUCUGGACGGACGACAAUUCUAGCAAUCAAAGCCCCACCUGGAGUAGUGGGCCCACAGGCAGUAACAACAGGAAGUCCAAGUUACCUCCACCCCUGGCAGAUACGGACCCCGGUACAGCUCCUGCACGAAAAAUCACGGGCACAAAUCAAGUAUCCCUAGGUGCCAAGAUAAAGUGGAGUGCCAAAGUUCCCCCCCACGAAGAUAUAGACAUGCAGGACUCAACUACUCCCCGCUGCGAUCCCGAAACUUCGAACGUUCCACCGCCACCGCCACCACUCAAUAUUCAACCGCCCUAUUCUGUUGUUGACGGGGAUACCCCGUUGACUCCAGCUGCUCCGGGUUCAGCUCUACCACUAGCCCCACCUCGUCCGAAGAGAAAGCGCGAGGGGUGGGAUGACAAGCGCGAAAUGUUUAAGGAAUACAUCAAGACUUGGGAACGUGCAGUCAGGGCCAAGUUUCAUCUCUCUGAGGCGGAACUAAACCGCGACCGUUGGUUCCGUACACGAAAGUCUCCAUGCUAUGCUCGCAUCGGCGAUGCCGGGAUCAACAUUCUGGAGUCGAAACGUGCCGAAUUUGACAGGGAGUAUUUUGGUCAGAGGGAAAAGCUAUCUCUUGCUGUCAAUGCGCUUGUGGACUACCAAGAGACUGUAAUGUCUGAUUUCGACCUCUCGCAACGGUAUGAUAUCGGUGAGGAGACUGAUAGGUUCAUAGCCGAGUCCACCGCGUAUGCGAGGCAGAUCCGCACUCUAAUCGAGGAGUUCAAGGAUCGUGAUGUUCCUAUGCGCGAUCCUAGCCCCUCAACGACAACCAACCUGCCCUCCACUGAGUGGGGAGCAUUGCAGAACCGGGCGGAGGAAAUGGAGGAGUCGCUCGAGCAGAUAGAAGCCGAGUUGACGCUGAGUCGACCGAUGGAUAUCAGAGAUAUAGUAGACAAGGUGCUCGACGCUAGGUUGUUCGAGCUGCGAGAAGCCCGCAAGCAAAACGUGCAAAAGAUAGCAGCUCGAGUCCGUCCAGACAUUGUCAUACCCCCCGACUCUAUCGAGAAAAUGGAGAACUGUGCAGACCAAUGGCGCGAGGUUGAAGGGAAGCUAUCGAAGACAAUCGAAGAUAUAAGUGGGCUUAUUGUGGGGAAUGCUCAAUUUAAAAGCAGACUCGAGCAACUGGAGAACGAAAAUGCCGAGCAUCGGGAGGCUCUCACGAAGCUGCAGGAUAAGUAUGCUGCAACUGAGGAGCUUCGGCGACAGAAAGAGAAGUUGCAAGAAGACUUGGAUGAGCUCAUGCACCAACCUCCGUUUGGUCCCUGUGCUCCUGUGGAAAGCACCUGCCAACAUUUGAUUGAAGAGCUGAAACCUGCGCUCAGUGCUCUCAUCCAGAAAUUUUACGAGCAAGAGAUUGUGCCUACUGUUAGAACGAUAGGCGAGGCUGUCAUGAAUGGGGUUUCCAAUGGUCACCAGACGGAGCUCUUCAGGCCCCAGGAGCAUUUGCACGUUUCUCCACAAGAUUAACCAUGCUCUCCAUUGAAUUUUGUAGUAUUAGUUCUAGUCGCAUAUGUUACUGCAUUCCUCCUAAAUUACACUACACAAGCUUCGUGCAUGACUUUGCU